Sparassis crispa is the source of this 321-nucleotide messenger RNA. RefSeq lists its product as hypothetical. The coding region runs from base 1 to 321 and encodes 106 amino acids. The record is from RefSeq and is a predicted model, not a curated record. Lineage: Eukaryota; Fungi; Basidiomycota; Agaricomycetes; Polyporales; Sparassidaceae. The transcript has a single exon.
AUGUUCAGCCCACUCGCCUCGCAGGUCGGCGGCCACCCGGGCGUGCUUAGCAGUGAAGACGGGUCGCUCGUGAUCAAGGCUUCGCUCCCCACCGAGCUAGCAUUCUACGAAUCUGUCUCUUGUGAUCCAAACUUCGCGCCGCUGAAGCCGUUUGUGCCUCGAUUCUACGGGACGCUGAGGCUCGCAGGGAAAGUCGAUGAGACGACGGCUACUCAGGACCCCACAUCGUUCACGGUCCUGGAGGCAGUAAAAGAGAUCGAGAAAGAUGAGUACCGCAUGUUGACUCAAUGCUGCGUGCUGCGUGUUGCGUGCUUGCACUGA